Molecule: messenger RNA, 261 nt
Organism: Opisthorchis viverrini
Lineage: Eukaryota; Metazoa; Platyhelminthes; Trematoda; Opisthorchiida; Opisthorchiidae
Exons: 1
Coding region: 1-261 (86 amino acids)
Source: RefSeq, a predicted model, not a curated record
AUGAGGAGCAAUUUUAUGGGAAAUGAGCUAAUACACCUAUCCUGUGAGCAACAGCAGUAUGAUCAGGUUUGGAAUUUAGAAGAAUAUAUACACGCAUCCACACGAAUCACAAUGUCCAGGGUGGUUGGUCCAAGUUUGCAAGAACGGCAGCCCGAAGGCAUCUGUUAUAUACACGCAUCCACACGAAUCACAAUCUCCAGGGUGGUUGGUCCAAGUUUGAAAGAACGGCAGCCCGAAGGCAUCUCCUAUAAAACACUGUAA